GCGGCGAUGUGAUGUGGAUGAAAAUGACACGGGAACAGAGAUGAUGAUUGAAAUGGAUAAGUAUAAAUAGAGGGAGUCGUUUAUUCGUUUUAACUUUUCGUUUCUUUCCUUUCUGUUUUUAGGAGAUCAUGAUGAGGUGUUUUCUGUCUUGCUCCCAUUAGGGUUCUAUUUUCUCUAACAAGGGCUUGCUGUACAGCUUGAUUGUAUAGAUGAGUUUGGCCGGCACGGAAAGCUCGGAAGAGGGUGCAGGGCAUCCGGAGCCACCUGAUCCUGAUGUUCUCGAAAUUGAUCCUACUUGUCGCUACAUCAAGUAUAAAGAAGUGAUCGGCAAAGGAGCCUUCAAAACUGUUUACAGGGCAUUUGAUGAGGUCCAUGGAAUUGAAGUUGCAUGGGGCCAGGUUCAGAUUGAUGAGGUGUUACAGUCACCGGGUGACUUAGAUAGGCUAUACUCGGAAGUGCUUCUCUUAAAAUCGCUGAGGCACAAUAACAUAGUAAAAUUCUACAAUUCUUGGAUCGAUGACAAGCGCAAAACUGUUAAUAUGAUUACUGAGCUAUUUACCUCGGGUAGCCUCAAACAGUAUCGCAAAAAACACAAGAAGAUUGACAUGAAGGCAGUCAAAAGAUGGGCAAGACAGAUUCUAAUGGGUUUAAACUACCUCCACAGUCAUAACCCACCAAUUAUACAUAGGGACUUGAAAUGUGAUAAUAUAUUUAUCAAUGGUCACCAAGGAGAAGUUAAAAUUGGAGAUUUGGGGCUAGCGACUUCCUUGACAAAGGCUAAUGCCAAGAGUGUUAUUGGAACUCCGGAGUUUAUGGCACCUGAGAUGUAUGACGAAAAUUACAACGAAUUAGCUGACAUAUAUUCAUUUGGUAUGUGCAUGCUUGAGUUGGUGACUUCUGAGUAUCCUUACAGUGAGUGCAGAAACUCGGCACAGAUAUACAAGAAGGUUUCAUCUGGUAUAAAGCCCGUUGCUCUUUCUAAAGUGAUAGAUCCAGAGAUAAAAUCAUUCAUCGAGAAAUGUCUUGUUCCAGCAUCCCAAAGAUUGUCGGCAAAGGAUCUUCUGAUGGAUCCCUUUGUUCAAGUGAAUGGUUCAACAAAAAGCAUUUCUUUUCCAUUGCCGGAUAUUGUCUUUCGCAAAUUGGGAGCCACUGAAAACAGAUGUAUGAUGUCAGAAGGUCCUGCUAGUGCACGUAAUGGGGCCAUUUCUAUGGAUCUUGGUGACACUAACGAGCUUCCUGUAAUUACUGUACUUGGUAAUUCCAAAGUUGAUGCAUCAUGUUCUCGAAGUGUUGAAAUACGAAGGUUGAAGGGAGGUGAUACCUUCUUUCUAAAAGGUGAUGGAAAUGAUGAGAACUCUGUAUCAUUAGUUCUGCGGAUAGCUGAUCAAAGUGGACAAGCAAGAAAUAUCCAUUUCAUCUUCUACCUUGACAGUGAUACUGCUGUCUCAGUUUCAAGCGAAAUGGUUGAGCAACUUGAACUUUCUGAUCAGAAUGUAAAAUUUAUAGCUGAGUUAAUCGAUUUGUUGUUGAUGAAUUUGGUUCCUGAAUGGAAACCUUGUGUAGCAAUUGAUAAUUUGGUUUCUGUAAAUGGUAAAUGGACUAAUGCUAGCCAACAACGAGAUGCGGAGUUGGCUAAAGACAAAGGAAACUCAAAACAUUAUGCUGAAAAUGUGGCUGAAGAUGCAGGUCCCUCAACCUCAUUUGGAAGAUUGGCUGCAAAAGGGAGCUUCGACAAUAUGGAUUUGUGUUCUGAGAUGUCCUAUGCUUCUGCAACAUCAGACAUCAAUGAUAAGUUUUCUAUGGUUUCAUUUAUGUCUGCUGAAUCAGGAUUUGAUGGAGUGAGUCUUAGCUCGUUUGCAUCUGAAACUGGGGAAGCAAUUGAUUAUAGAAGCAAGUUUUUCGACACGGGAAGCAGCAGUGUGAUGAGCAUCUCAAGUUAUCCUAUUAGUGUUUCCUCCUUGUCUGAACCUGAUGAUGAGUUGAGAGCAGAGUUAGAAAUUAUUGAACAGAAAUAUCAAGAGGCAAUUAGCGAUUUAUCCAGAAGAAGAAACCUGGCCAUCGAGGAGAUUAAAAAGAGAAUGUCAGAGAAGAUAGUAUCAUAGAAUGAUUUCAGUAGACUCUUUUCUUUUUUUGAGUACAAAUUUUGGUAUUUUACUACUAUUUCUUUUUGUUUGGGGGCAUAGAAGAAUUUACUAGUCUUUUUAAUAGUUACCUUUUAUGUCCCCUGCUCUCUUCAUACCCGUGAAGAGACAUGUAAAUACAGCGCAGUGGAGGAGAAUGUUCUUUUAUUGUCGCAAGGUGUUUUUCUUUCCAAAUGGUUUAUUGAAGUUAUUCUUGACACCGUCCACCUAUUGUACAUGAGUCUUACAAAACUCCUUUUACUUAUAUUUUCA
Molecule: messenger RNA, 2393 nt
Organism: Cicer arietinum (chickpea)
Lineage: Eukaryota; Viridiplantae; Streptophyta; Magnoliopsida; Fabales; Fabaceae
Product: probable serine/threonine-protein kinase WNK7
Biological process (GO): protein phosphorylation
Molecular function (GO): ATP binding; protein kinase activity
Source: RefSeq, a predicted model, not a curated record